UGAUCUUUUUCAAGAAUGCAGAAAGAAAACGAAAGUAGAUAUUUCGUGUUCAAAGGCCAUGGGAUGAAUAUGACAUUACAUUUCUAAGUAGUAGACCAUCUAAAGGAUGUCUGGAAGUGCGUGGAAGCAGACUUUGUAUCGGCGUUGUGUCUAUGUUUACGGCGAUGGAUUGGAGACAUUAGAAACCGAUCCCACUGGUGUGGAGGGAUCCUGCGCUGUUGUCACUGUUCCUGACCCAGCAGAUCAAAGGGGCGGGCGCAGACUUUUAUUGCUUUUUAAAGACGAGAAAUAUGUCCAGAGCUAUUUAGAAGCAAAAUGCAUUAACUACAAAGGGUGUGAGUGGAGAGCUGAACAUUGCAAUAAUGCCUGUGAUAUUCCAGACGAAUGGGAACAAUUUGUGGGAGCAUCAUCCCAGACUCAUAUGCAGUAUCCAUCCAAUGAACCAGGAUCCCAGCAGAAUGAAACAUACGCCAACAUGCCUGGUAGACAAGAUGUAUACCAUUUACCAAUGCCUGAUGCACGGAUGUAUCAGGCUGCAAGUGGUCAGCAGAUGCCUUUUGCUCCAGGGUCAAAUCCCCAGUUUAAUCCAUACAUGUUUCAGGGCUUUCCCCCCUCACAAUAUCCGUUAUCCAUGAUUCCUCAGGAAGGAGCGACAGCACAAGGAAACCCACCAGAGGGUGGACAUUUUCCAAUUCCACCACAAUUAUGGAUGCAACAAAUGCAACAAAUGCAGCUGAUGUAUGAGAAAAUGAAAGUAGCAGGGGGUGCAGGUGCCCCUCCCCCUUACUCUGAGGAGGAAGCUGAAUCAGGAGGAGGAAGUUUACCUGUCAGCAGUUCACAGGGAAGUGGGUCAGAAACUCAUGUAAAGUCCCAUUCUAUGGAGCAGCUAAACAUGGACAGAGAAGCAUCUGCUGAGUAUGAUCCAGACCAAGAAGAUGAUGGAAACCCAGAGAAGGAAGAUACCAGAACAGAGGUGGCUAUGAUUAAAGUUACAAAUAUUCCAUCUGGUACAUCCGAGGAUUCUUUGCUGUUUUUCUUUGAGAAUCGAAGGAAGAGUGGUGGUGGUUCAAUAAUAGACAUUGAGUAUGACCAAGAUACACAGUCAGCUGUUAUCACUUUUGAAGACCCUGAAGCUGUAAAACGGGUGUUGGGGAAGAUGCCAAUAUUAUUUUCUGGAGUUCAGAUAGGAGUGGAAGAGUUUCGACCAAGUUUAGAAGUUGAGAGUGCAGAUCAGGAGGAAGUGAUGGAAUCUGAGAACAUUCUAGAAGUUCGGGGUGUGUCAGACAGAACAAGCGUAGAUACAGUGGAAAUGUACUUUGAGAACACUCGUCGUUCUGGAGGAGGAGAUAUAAAAAACAUAGAAGAAAAGGAGGGGGUGUUUUACAUUGUGUUUGAGGAUGAAAGUGUUAUUGAGAAUGUAUUGCGGAAAAGACAUAAAAUUGAUGGAACAGUUAUUGAGGUAUGCCGAUAUGUUCCACCUCCUCCUCCGAAGCCAGUGUCAAUGUACCCAAAUAAAGUCUUUAUCAAAAACAUCAGUGAAAAAACAACCAGAGAUGGACUGGAAAACUUUCUGGAAGCAAAAACCGGCCUAACACCCACAAGUAUAGAGUAUGGGGAGCUGGAGGGAGCAGCCUUAGUCACCUUUGAAGAAGAUUUAGAUUUUGAGAAGUUACAGCUGGCCUGUAAGAAGAGGAGUUUAGACAAGUCAUAUCUGGAGGUAUCCCGGGUUCCCAUCACAAACUGUGUCAUUGUUAGAAACAUCUCGGAGAAGACAUCUCGAGAUACUCUUCAGUUUUACUUUGAUAAUAAAAGAAGGAGUGGGGUGACAGGGGUUUUGGACGUCAGACAGUUUGAUGGAUUUUGUCUGGUCUACUUUGAGGAGCCAGAAGCUGUGGAUUUGGUAUGUAGGAGACAACACAAAGUUGAUGGCCAGGUUCUUGAUGUUAAGAUUUAUUAUGAGUGCCUUGGACAAGUAGAAAGCGAAGAGGAAGGGCCAUUCCAACCUCCAGGACCAUUAGAACUUACAGACCUGGAUACCAAGAAACUUCAGUUCCUUAUCAAAUCACCAUCAAAUCAGCAGGCAAUAGACAAGCAGCUCGAGGCUGUGUAUGGAAAGCCUGUCUGGCCAAAGAAGUCUAAAUCUGUGUCUCUCACAGUAGAUUGUACCUUGACUGCUGAAACCAAAGACUGUAAGAAACUGGCCAAAACAUGGGAAGCCAAGGUGAAGGAAAAUCUGAACAAAUUUUUGGAUCUUCUGCUUGUUACCAAACAUUCCACUUUACAGGAAGCAUUCCCUCUGGUGCUCAAUGAGCUGAAGUCCUUGACAAUCAGUAAUCCUGAUGCUGUUGCUGUUGUCCUGGAGAAAAGCAAUCAUGAAAUUUAUGUGACAGGUCACAUACAGGCAUCUCAAGAAGUGUCCAGACAAGUCAGCGAUAUCAUUAAGAAAGUAGAACAAGAGUUGGACAGGAAGAAACAGCAAGUUCAAGAGGAGAAAAAGAUUAAAAGACAUCAAGUGCUGAUUCUACAGUUUUGUAAGUUUGAGCAGAAUCUUCAAAAGAAGUAUGAGGGCAUAUCUCUAAAAUAUGAUGUAGGAAAGAACUGUGUCUACUUUGAAGGACUUAGUGGUGAUGUUACCCCAGCAAUAGUUGAAAUGUAUGAGUUUUUGAGUAAAGUUGUGAAGGCUGAGGUAAAGCCCUUUUCUAGAUUUCUUAGAAGUUUUCUGGUAACCCAGCCAGUGUGCAAGUACGUAAAUAGCAAAAUGAAGGAAAAUGACCUGAUCGGGGUCUGGGAGCCCUCAGAAGGAGAUGAAACUUUGACAGUUUAUUCAUUGUCAGACCAGCAGGCUGUUAAGGCAGCACAUUUACUGAAGGAAUCUGUGAUAGAGACCCCAGUUAAUGUGAAAGAUGAAUCAAGACCUCUGCUUUCACAAGAAGAAUGGCGGAGCAGAUCUACAGAGAUUGAAAAAGAAGGAGAGGGUUUAAUAAAAAUAAUAACACAGAUAGACCAGAGCAGAAUUCUUAUUCUUUGCACUGACAAGUGGGAAGGUCUCAGUCGAGAAUAUGUUGAUGAUUUUAUGAUGGAAAAUACUAUAUAUGAAGAAACAUUGCAACUAGACUCUGGUAUGAUGAGAUAUAUACAGAUGAACUGUGCACAAGCCAUUGAUAAAGUUGAUAAAGAUAUUCAAAAGGAUAAGGGCAAUGUAAAAAUCAGUAAUAUUGGUAUCAUGAUUAAAGGUACCAAAACGGGACUAAAUAAAGCUAAGUAUGCUGUUGAUCAGAUAGUCCAAGGUGUUAAAAAACAAGUUCAUCCCAUUAAGAAGCCAGGAAUAAGGAAACACUUAGAAUCUACACAAGGUCAGGACAAAAUUCGAUCAGUUGAAAAGACCCAAGGUGUUGUGAUUGAUGUGAGUGAUGAAAGCUUGUCUGAUGAAGACACGGAUAGCACAGUUCUAAGGACUGGCGUACCAAGACAAGAACUAGCCGUCUGUGUCACACCACUAGGAAAGAAAAUCUCAGCCAUGGUGGUCGAUAUGUUAGAGCUGGAAGUAGAUGUCAUUGUAAACCCGGCCAAUAAAGACAUGAGACACAUUGGAGGAUUGGCCAAAAUUAUAGUGGAAAAGGGUGGCAGGUCCAUUCAGGAAGAAUGUAAUGAUUAUGCAAGAAAGAAAGGUCGCCUUAUGGAGGGACAGGUCUUCUUUAGCUCUGCUGGAAAUCUGAAAUGUAAAGGAGUUGUCCAUGCCGUGGGUCCCGUCUGGCAGAACGGCACCAAUCAGGAGGAAGAAUACCUACGCGAGGCUGUGUUCAAAAGUUUGGAGGCCACAUCCGAGAACAGAUUCACCUCCAUUGCAUUUCCAGCUCUGUGCACUGGUGUGUUUGGGUAUCCUAUGCGAGAGGCCACUCGAGUGAUUGUUGUGGCAGUGAGAGAUUUCUUUUUGGAGAAUUCCAGCUCUCCCGUAGAAGCUGUAUAUUUGUGUGAUGUGAGUCAGGACACUGUGGAAGGAUUUGUGCGGGCCAUGAAGAAGGAGUUAAAAGAUGUAAAAGUUAAAUCCCCAGAGAGCAGACCUUCAGGGAGUAGCAGUAAAUGGAAGACAUCUUCUGGUCCUGUCCCUGCAGAGAGGAAGUCUUUCAAGCCCUCCCCUGUUGAAGCUGGUAAUAUCACUGUUCGUGUCAUCACUGGACAAAUUGCCAAACAGACGGUAGAUGUGAUCGUGAACACAACCUCCAAGGAUCUGAAGUUAGGAAAUGGUGCUGUGUCUGCCUCCCUUCUAAAAGCAGCAGGACCAGGGAUACAGCAGGAAUGUGACCAGAACUACCCAGGGGGCAUUCAGCAUGGCAACAUAGCAGUGACAUCUGGUGGUAACCUUAGUUGUCAGUUCAUCUGUCACGGGUCACUGCCUGGCUGGGAUCAAAAAGGACAGGCAUUAAAGAUUUUAAGAACAUUUUUGGAGAAAUGCUUGAACCAUGUAGACAGUAACAGGCUUUCAUCAGUAGCAUUUCCUGCCAUGGGAACUGGGAACCUAGGAUACCCCAGAGACACAGUUGCCAAGGAGAUGUUUGAUGCUGUCCAUAACUUUGGAUCCAAUAACCCCUCCACUACAAUUUCUGAUGUUCGAUUUGUAUUAUAUGAUAAGGACACAGAAACUGUCAAGGCUUUUGAGAGAGAAGAGAAGCGGCAGGGUGGUGGAAGUGGUCGCCAUGGACGACAGUUUGGCAGCAAUUCUCAGUAUCAGUCACCCUCCAAAGUCAGGGGAGGAGGAGGAUCAUUUGAAGCCGGAGGAAAUGGAAAUAAUUCCCCGAGUGAAUUAUCUGACUCGGAGGAGUUUGCCUUAGAUAUUGGAAAUCUUCAGCUAAAAGUUUAUCAGGGUGAUAUCACUAAAGCUAAUGUGGAUGCCAUUGUUAAUAGUACAAACUCUGACUUUGAUCUGACAAGGGGAAUAGUAUCAAAACUGCUUUUGAAACUUGGAGGUGAUGACCUGAAAACACAAAUAGCUCUAAAUACAAAAAGCUUGAAGGAAGAUGGAAUAGCUGUGACAACAUCAGGGAUCAAAAGUCGUCUUUCAUGUAAUUAUAUCCUACAUCUUGAUGCUGAAAAUACCAAAGAAUCUUGGGAGCAUAAAAUUUCAAAAACAAUUGAAAGAGCAGAUGAAAUACCUGGAUGCAAGUCAAUUGCUUUUCCUACUUUGGGACAAGCUUUUGGAGUAAAGGCUGAAAAUCUUGCCAAAUACUUUUUUGAGGCCUUGAAAGAAGGACAAGAAAAAAUCAAAAAUUUGAAAGAAGUUCAUAUUGUGAUAUUUGAGUCCAAACUUAUAAGGGCAUUUUUGGAGUCCUUUAAAACUUGCUGUGAGAACUACAAACCUAAAGAUGGUGGAUUCUUCAAGAAAAUGACAAAGAUGUUUGGUUUUGGUAAGCAAGAAAGCAAUAUGUGGGAAGGAGCUCGCAAAACUCAAAGAAUGCCUCUAGAUAAGAGUUCUGUAACUUUGGUGAUUUAUGCAGAUUCCCAAGAAAGAAUAGAUCAAGCAAUAGAUAUGGUUGAAAGAGGCAUUGACUCCUGUAUUACAAAGAAAUUUUUUAGUGACUCAGUGGUGAAAGAAUUCACACCCCAGCAGGAAUCAGAAAUCCAGCAGCUAAAGGAGAAACUUGAUGUUGAUGUGACAGUUGAGAAACGAGUUGGAAGGAUUAUUUUGCAAGGUCUCACUUCUGAUAUCAUGGAAGCUUCUGAAAAAGUUCACAGAUUACUUCGCCAGGCAGAUGCUGUGAGACAAGAGAAACAAGCUGCUGAAAUGAUGGCAAGCAUGGUUGAAUGGUGUUUCAUUGAAAUUACAAAUACAGGCCAAAAACUAGAACCAUACCCUGCUGACAUUAAUAUGCAGUUAGAGAAGGCCCUCAGAAAGCAGGAAGCUAAGGCAUCCUUUAAAGAUGCACAAGGAAAUAAAUACAUUGUUGAUUUGGCAGCUUAUGAGGAAUAUCCAGAAAGCGAUCCAACAGAUAUUGUAAAAGUCAUCAGAAAGAACAAAAUUAGUGGGUCUAAUUUUGAGCAACCAGUGACAUGGACAACUAUGGGGGACAAAGAGAAUGUGGCAGUAGUAACCCUGCAGCCUAGUAGUAAAGAAUACAAGGAUGUGGUAAAGGACUUCCAGUCUCAAGCUGGUGCUGUAAACAUAAUAAAGGUGGAAAGGAUACAAAACAGGAUGUUGAUGCAGCAGUAUGAUGCAAAAUUGAAACUAAUGGAGAAACAAAAUCCAUCUGGAAACAAUAAUGAGAUGGUUUUAUGGCAUGGGACGGCCAAUGAUUCAGUAGCCAGUAUCAAUACUUAUGGUUUUAACAGGAGCUACUGUGGAAAGAAUGCAACUGCAUAUGGAAAUGGUGUAUAUUUUGCUGUGAAUGCAAGUUAUUCUGCAAAUUCAACAUAUAGUCCACCUGACAUUAGUGGAAACAGACGAGUAUAUAGGUCUCGAGUAUUAACAGGAGAAUACUGCCAAGGGAGGAACGGAAUGAAAGUCCCCCCGAAUAAGCCCAGUGGUGGCCACAUUCUGUAUGACUCUGUUGUAGAUAAUCCCAACAAUCCAGGCAUUUUUGUUAUCUUUAAUGAUACACAAGCUUAUCCAGAAUAUCUUAUUACAUUUCAGUAAUUCUACAUUUUGACUUUUCUGUGCAUUAUAAUUAUACCAAUCCAUCAUUAUCAGAGAAAUGAGUUAAAAGUGGACUUUGCAACUCAAGUGCAAUGUUGCCUUGAGUUUGUGAGUGUGUGUGCCAUGAUGAAUUUUUCUAUGAAAUCGUAUUCUUUAUUCGUCCUAGUUGAUAACAUUACAAAUUAAGAAUGAUUUUUUACAUGAUUAAUAUCAUUUACAUGAUAAAACAUUUGAACAUUAUGAAUGAAAGAUUGAAGAAUGAUAAGUCCUGACUAAGAUAACCUUUACAUCACGAAUGUUCUUAUAAACGGCUACUACCAGGUAUAAAAAUUGUUAAUUUAAGUUAGUUUCAGUCUUCUCUUUUCCAAUUAUCUUCUAUUCCUCAGAUGUAUGUCAAAUAAGCCAAUCUGAAAAGUGAUUAAUGAAGUACAUUGUAUUUUCCACCAACAUACGAGUGCAAGUAUGUUUUUUAAAAAAAUUGUAAACUCAAUCUGGUACUUGUUUUAUUGUUUUUUUAUUUGUCAGUUUUUAUCAUACGAGUUAUAGUAUGACUGCUUUCUUCAAAAUCAUCAUAUACUAAAAAUCUAUUUAUGAAGACCAUUAAGUUAUUUUCAUUUUGUUGAUAAUGAAAAUAACAUCUAUUGAUUUUCACAUAAAUUCAAAACAAUGUCAUUACAUGCAUGCAUUAAGAAGUAGUGAUACUCUUUAAAUGAUACAUUGUAUAUUCAUUACAUACACUUCAGGAAAUAUACGAUUUAAAAUUUGGUUAAAACAUAAGAUUUUUUCACUUUUCAAACAAUAAUUUCUUAUGAUAUCAAAGCCAUUAAAUGAAAACUGCAGGCGUUAGAAGUACAAAAAUAAUAAACAACUUUUUCGUCACAUGUUUGUAGCAGAAUAUUCGCUAACUUCCUUUUUUUUCAUAAAAAAAAAUUAGAAAUGUUUUUUAAAGUUUCCUAUAAAGCAAAUUAAGAUUUUGUCAUGUGUGUUCUCAGUUAAUGGUCUUGGAGCCAGGAAAGGACCUUUUUUUUUUUUUUAGAAAUCAAGCUAUUUGUUGCAAAUUUAAUGAGUUUAAGGAGGAAUGCCACACCAACUUUUUAUUUUAUAGAUCCCUGAAUCAACCUUUUUAAACAAUGGUUUCUUUGAAAAAAUACAAAAAAAUUCAUAUAAAAUAAUUAAGAGCUAAUGUCGACCUUUCAAUGUUGAAAGCAUUGUUUAAAACGGAUGACUCAAAGAUCUAUAAAAUAAAAAGUUAGUUUAAUUUUUGAUGAAUUUCUUUAUGCCUAUUGACUUGAGCAUUAAUUACUGUUGGCAUUUGUUUUGUAUUAAACCUUCCAGGAUGAAUAAAUAAAUAAUA
Molecule: messenger RNA, 7982 nt
Organism: Saccostrea cuccullata (small rock oyster)
Lineage: Eukaryota; Metazoa; Mollusca; Bivalvia; Ostreida; Ostreidae
Product: protein mono-ADP-ribosyltransferase PARP14-like
Exons: 23
Coding region: 107-6628 (2173 amino acids)
Biological process (GO): protein poly-ADP-ribosylation; negative regulation of gene expression
Cellular component (GO): cytoplasm; nucleus
Molecular function (GO): transcription corepressor activity; RNA binding; NAD+ poly-ADP-ribosyltransferase activity
Source: RefSeq, a predicted model, not a curated record